AUGGAGGAGGGCUGGUGCGGGGUGCCAGGGGCACUGGGAAUGGAGGAGGGCUGUUCCCCCCCGGCUGGUCGUGCGGGGAUCGGGGGGGAACCCUUGUCUGGAGACGUCCGGGGGGGGGGGGGGAGGACCACCCCCAUCUCGAGACAUUCCCCCCCCCCCCCGACCCCACUCCUCUGCGCAAUACCCCAGAGGAUCAGCAAUUUACCUUCCGUUCUCUCCUCUCAGCCUCCUGGACGCCUGGGUUCUUUCGAAGCCUUCGCGAGGUCCGGAGCUCUUGUGCCUGGGAUGGAUUUUGCCACCCUGGGGGGGCAGGAGAUGACCCCCCAUUUCCUGGAGCCCCCCCUCCUGCCGCCGGCCGAUGAAUCCGCGGUCUUCUUCCACGGAGCCGAGGGCGGGGACCCCGGGGCCCUCGCUACCUACUUCUCCCGGACAUCGGAGUCCUACCGCAGCACGCCGGCGCGCCCCGUGUACCCCCUCCUCAAUGGGCUGCAGUGGGUGGACGGGCACCCAUACGCCACGGCCGGCUGGACCCCCGUCUCCUACGGCAAGCCCCAGACCGGGGUCCCCCUCUAUCCGGCUCCGCCCUCCUCCUCCUCCUACAGCCCCCCCUCGCCCAAGGAGCAGCCCCCCGAGGACAAGGGCAGCCCCAAGUUCCUGGAGAUGCUGAAGACGGAGCCGACGAGCCCCUCCACCACCGAGCUGCUGACGUUGGGGUCCCCUGCCGGGGCCCCCCACCCCGCCUACACCGGGACCCCGGAGUUCGGGUUCUACCAGCCCAGCGGGAGCCCCCUGACGGCUGGGUACUCCCCCAAACUCAGGGGGCCACUGCAGCUGUCCCCAUGCGAGGCGCGGGAGUGCGUGAACUGCGGGGCCACGGCCACCCCCCUGUGGCGCCGGGACGGCACCGGGCACUACCUGUGUAACGCCUGCGGGCUGUACCACAAGAUGAACGGGCAGAACCGGCCGCUCAUCCGGCCCAAGAAACGCCUGAUCGUCAGCAAACGAGCGGGUACCCAGUGCAGCAACUGCCAGACGACCACCACCACCCUCUGGCGCCGCAACGCCAGCGGGGAGCCCGUCUGCAACGCCUGCGGCCUCUACUACAAACUGCACAAUGUCAAUCGCCCCCUGACGAUGCGGAAAGACGGCAUCCAGACCCGCAACCGCAAAGUCUCCGGCAAGGGCAAGAAACGCCGGGGGGCGGCUCCGGGCGAGGGGGGGGCUGGGCCCCCCACCCCACUCGAACUGCUCUCCCCCCUGGGCGAGGACCCCAGCUCCCUCUACGCCCUGAGCCCCAUGGUCCUGUCCAGCCACCUGCUCCCCUUCUCCCCCUCCACCCACCUCCUCGGGCCCCCCCCAGCCGCCUACCACCCCCCCCACGCCUCCCCGGGGGCAGGCACCUCGCUGGGGUGAUGGGGGGCCCCUCGGGGAAGGAGGCUGAGCCGGAAAGAGGGAGCAGCUGGGGGGAUAUUGGGGUACAACUGUUCGGGGGGUUGCCCCCCCCCAGCCACAGAGUCGGGGAUUGGGACAGAGGGGGCAGAGUGUUGGGGUACAGGGGCAUUCUCCUCAGCUCAGUAGCCGCAAGGAUUGGGGCCACCCCCCCGUCUGUCCCAUCGCCCCCCCAUACACACGCACCCGUCCAUCCCCCCCUAGACCCCCAUCUGUCCCUCCCUCCAUCCACCCGGCCACUUUCGAAGGAAUGACCCCCUCAUUUCUACCCUCCCCUGUGCCUGGGUUUCCCCUUCAGCACCCCCAAAUCCUCACACAGGGGGCUCCCCCUACACCCUUCGCCCCUUGUGGUCCCCAAAAUGAACCCGUGUCCCCAUGAUCCAGCACUGGCUGCGAUAGGACCCCCCGUUUUUACUCUCCCUUCUGGCACCCCAAUAUAUUGUGGGUUAAAAAAAUAUAUGGAAACCGCAUUUUAAAAUAUAUUAUAUAUUUCUUGUAAUGA
This is a messenger RNA of Malaclemys terrapin pileata, 1951 nucleotides long. It is a transcript of the gene GATA1, whose product is annotated as GATA binding protein 1. The transcript is spliced from 7 exons. Bases 1 to 1413 code for a protein of 470 amino acids. NCBI's taxonomy places the organism in Eukaryota, Metazoa, Chordata, Testudines, Emydidae. Gene Ontology annotation, biological process: cell fate commitment; positive regulation of transcription by RNA polymerase II; negative regulation of transcription by RNA polymerase II. The record is from RefSeq and is a predicted model, not a curated record. Gene Ontology annotation, molecular function: zinc ion binding; RNA polymerase II cis-regulatory region sequence-specific DNA binding; DNA-binding transcription factor activity, RNA polymerase II-specific.